AUGUCAGAAACAGAAGUCAAACAAACAUCUUCAGAACCUUUGGACUUGAUAAGACUACUCUUGGACGAACAAGCUUAUGAUUCACAUUGUAAUAUAGUGCUAAGUGAUGCUAUAGAGACAAUCUAUGACAUAGAGGAAGGAAGUGAUGAAUUAAAAUCAACAACCAAAAAUUCAGAAAUUUUAUUCGUUAGAGGUGAUUCAGUUAUCCUAAUAAGUUCUCCAUCAGAUGAAUAG
This is a messenger RNA of Hansenula ciferrii, 234 nucleotides long. RefSeq names its product U4/U6-U5 snRNP complex subunit LSM3 (gene LSM3). The record is from RefSeq and is a predicted model, not a curated record. Gene Ontology annotation, molecular function: RNA binding. Gene Ontology annotation, biological process: mRNA splicing, via spliceosome; P-body assembly. The transcript is spliced from 3 exons. NCBI's taxonomy places the organism in Eukaryota, Fungi, Ascomycota, Saccharomycetes, Phaffomycetales, Wickerhamomycetaceae. Bases 1 to 234 code for a protein of 77 amino acids. Gene Ontology annotation, cellular component: P-body; precatalytic spliceosome; Lsm1-7-Pat1 complex.